This is a messenger RNA of Mucor mucedo, 1443 nucleotides long. RefSeq lists its product as uncharacterized. Gene Ontology annotation, cellular component: cytoplasm; nucleus. The annotation marks the transcript as partial. The record is from RefSeq and is a predicted model, not a curated record. The transcript has 6 exons. Gene Ontology annotation, biological process: nuclear division. NCBI's taxonomy places the organism in Eukaryota, Fungi, Mucoromycota, Mucoromycetes, Mucorales, Mucoraceae. Gene Ontology annotation, molecular function: mRNA binding.
AUUCAUUUGCUAGGAUCAAUUGACAUGAUCGAGUCUGCACGCGUACAAAUACUCGUGUUAUUAGAUCAAUUGUCUGGAUUGCUGGUAGAAACCCUGGAUACUAUACCAUACUAUCUACAUAAUCUCGUUUCUGGGCGUAAACACGUUCAAUUACAAUCGAUUAUGGAAGAAACUGCAACAAAUAUUUAUUUGCAAUCUCCCUUUAACAAUACCUGUAAAAUCAUUGACAAUGAAAAAAAAUCACCUACUAUCUAUCUUACGGGUGAAUCCAUGACUAAUUUAAACAGAGCAAAAGAGCUCUUAUGCAAACUAGCCUCUCAAAAGUCUAAAUCUAUGUAUCACAAAGAUUCCAUAAUGGACGCAAGAAAAAUUGACUGGAUUCUGUUAAAUAAGAAGACAGACCUUCGAAAAAUCAUGAGAGAUAAUGGUUCCUUUUUUUUAUUUCCAUCUUUAGGUUCUGGCAGUAAUUCUGUUUCCAUCUAUGCGGAGAAUAGAAUCAACGUUGAACGUUCAAUUCGACUAUUGAAUUAUUUGACCUCAAGUAUAUACGAAGCGACAUUUGAUUUUAUUAACGUGGACUCUCUGGAUUCAUUUAUUCAUCGCACAUUUGGUGGCUCAAUCGAAAAAUUUGCGGAUAUUCUUUGUCAGUUAUCUCAAUCUUCUGGUGCAGAUGUUCUAUUUAAAUCUGACUCUAAUAAGCUGGAAUUGUUUGGUACAGAAAGACAGGUUCGAAAUGCAUAUCAACUGUUAAGUGGUAUGCCUUUUUUUAAGGAAAAUCAUCAAUUUACAACAUUUGCAUUGGAACUAGCUACGGAUCAGCGUGAAUUCAUAAGUGGAAAAAAGAAUGGUAAAAUUAACAAGAUUAUGAAAUCGUGCGCUGUUACCAUCCGAUUCUUAAGUGCAAAUGAGUAUAAUUCGGCGAUCAUUGUUGAAAGUAAUAAUUAUAACAAGGCAUUGGAUGGUCUCACCAUGUUACAAGAUGAAUUACCUGCGGAAACCUCAUUUUAUGUUCCCGAGAUUUAUCAUCGUCGCAUCAUUGGUGUAGCUGGAAAAAAUAUACAGAAGGUCAUGAAGAAAUACGGUGUAUACGUCAAAUUUUCGGGUGCAGAAGAGUUCACCUCCAUGGGUGGAUACUUUGAAAAUGAAGAUAACGUAGUGGCACGCACUCCAAUGAAGAACCAGAUCAAUCUUGAAAAUCUCAAACAUUCUGUAACUGAGUUUAUCAGCUUUCAAAAAGACAAAGAAUAUAGUUUUACAACCAUGUGUAUUCCAUAUGUUUUACACAGGUCUAUUCCAAACCAAUAUGGUGCCCAAUUGCGUGAGGUAUGUCGUACAAACAAUGCAAAAAUUUGGUGGCCCGAGCGGCUAGGCUCAAAUCAAGUAGUAAUAUAUGGUCCACAAUCACAAAUUUCGACUGUUGUAAUGUUUAUUAAACAAUUUGUG